GUUUUGGUGAGUUGAGAAAAGUUCAUUUAAACAAUUUAACGUUUUUAAAAGCGUUUAAUUUGAUCGCUUACGACACAGUUUUGAAGAUUUUGUUCCGAAUGUAGCAAUCGAUAAACACGGAGUGAUGAUGGAUGCAGAUGGAGACAAAUCGUACGACUUACUCCGCUGUGAUGAAUGCCUCCCCAACUCACCCGGCAUCCCCACCAGCGACAGCUACAUGGAAUACGAUGAUCUCCCAGAGCUGCAGCAGGUGCAGGAGGAGGAGGAGUCAGCUGCAGCUGGUGUUUACCAGGUGGAGGUGGGCGUGUCACACCAGGAGCGACACGGGCACACGUACGUGCGCUCACACAGUCCCGAGCCUCCUGACACAUGCUGGCUGACUCAGCUGGCUCAAAUAGCCACCGGUCCGCAGAGCCCACUGCUGCAGGGUUCUCCUCCCAGCAGCUCCUCUCCCGUGUGCAUCUCCGUCACCAGCAGUGACCUACAUUCCUACGCUCGACCCCCUCCUGCUUUAUCCGGCAGCUCUUUGCCGCCCCUCACAGGCCAUGUCAGGAACUGGAGGCGCAACAGGACGAGCAGUGAGUGCAGCUCCGCCGUGUCAACCAGAUCCUCCUUGUCCGACGAUGAAAACAUGAGCUGGAGUUUCUCCUGGCCGGCCACCGUGUGGCACUGUUUUCUCAAAGGCACUCAGCUGCAUUUCCACGAUGACACUAAGGUGGAGUGGCGGGACGUCGAGGAUCUAGACUCCGGUGAGGAAGAUGCCGGCGACGAGGAGCUGCCCCUCUCUCUGAAGGGUUACGGCUCCGAGGGUCUGCAGCUGAUGUGGCAUUCAGAGGUCGUGCUGUCUGGCCAAGCCGUACUGCAGCUAACCUUUGACCCCGGGGCAUUUGGACAUGCCCCACUGACUGCCCAGUGCCAACUUGACCACCCGUUCUAUGUCAAAAACAAAGGGUGGGCGUCGUUCUAUCCGAGCUUGACCGUGAUGCAUUAUGGGAUACCCUGCUAUGAAAUGGCAGUGGGAGACGUGUCCCUCCCUCCGGGACACCGAGAUGCCAAACACACAGAUGACUGCCAAGCGUUUGACACAUUCCGAAGUUCUGAUUUCACUCCUCUCGACUUCUCGGCGGUUUACGUUUUGAGCAGUAUGGCAAGACGCCGCUGCACCUUCCAGUCCAGCAGGAGCGCUGUUUCCCCAGAUGGACAUGCAUCGCAAGAUGCUUGCUUUCCCGGCCACACCCACUCUCCUUAUCAAAAGCCAAUCAAAGGGCAGCAUCUGUGCACACCUGGAAGCGGGAACGGCGCACCUACUAAGUGCAAGCGGCCAAUGAAUGCCUUCAUGCUGUUUGCCAAGAAGUACCGAGUGGAGUACACACAGAUGUACCCGGGCAAAGACAACAGAGCGAUCAGCGUCAUCCUCGGUGAACGGUGGAAAAAGAUGCGAAACGAGGAGCGGCGGGUGUUCACCCUACAGGCCAAAGCUCUUGCGGACGAACAGAAAAGAGUCAACCCUGACUGCUGGAAACGCAAGCGAUCCAACUGUGGAAAUUAAGGCUCCAGACAAGAAGACACACGUGUAAAUAAAAACUAACUCAUUCACAAAGGGGGAAAAAGAAGAAGGUGGUGUGAUUAAGUUACAGUUCUUCAGUAUCACAUCGUGUUGGUGACGGCCAUUAAUUGAUCU
Messenger RNA from Thalassophryne amazonica, 1681 nucleotides. Its product is annotated as HMG box-containing protein 1-like. Gene Ontology annotation, cellular component: nucleus. Gene Ontology annotation, biological process: regulation of transcription by RNA polymerase II. The transcript has 12 exons. The coding region runs from base 125 to 1549 and encodes 474 amino acids. The record is from RefSeq and is a predicted model, not a curated record. Gene Ontology annotation, molecular function: DNA-binding transcription factor activity, RNA polymerase II-specific; RNA binding; protein binding. NCBI's taxonomy places the organism in Eukaryota, Metazoa, Chordata, Actinopteri, Batrachoidiformes, Batrachoididae.